GUAUGUAUGUAAUAAUAACUUAAUAAGUGUAUAUUUUUUACUAACGGCCGCCCGCGACUUCGUACGCGUGGGUUUAGUUCUACGGAUACAUUAUUAGUACACCUCCACAUGAUCUAUAGAGCAUACAUGUUAAAUUUUAAAUCGCUUACUUCAAAAAUAUAUUACUUUCAUACAAACCUUCAACCCCCGUAUUACCCCCUUAGGGGUGGAGUUUCGUGAAAUUCGAUCUUAGCGGAUAUGUACAGCCUAUAAGAAACCUACCUGGCAAAUUUUAAGUUUGUAGAUGUUAUAGUUUCUAAGAUUUCGUGAUUAACAAGUGAGUUCGCUGCGACGUCGUCUGCACCCAAGAAUUCUGCUGGUGCGGUAUACGACUGAUGUCCAAGUACACAGAGCGAAUGAGUUCUUCUAAGCUAGAUACAACUCUACCGAGAGACUCUGGAAGCACCAACUGUCCACCUCUCUCCUCUGGUAGAGUGCCUUCGCCAAGACUUAGAAGGACAUCGGAGAAUUCUUGAGCACGUGCAUUGUCGCCGAGCCGAGCUCUCAUAUUAAUGGUCAAGCGCAGCGUACAAACUUGUGACCACAACGAAGAUCGUUUCACGAAGCAUUCAACUCGUCAGCCCUCGAUCCACACGUCAACACGGGAAGCGUUUGUCGGAAAUCGUCACUGAACAGAACUGUGACACCAACCAUGAAAUGUUCGUUCCUGCGGAUGUCCUGCAGUGUUCUGUCCACGGUUUCAACUGCCUUCCUGUUGGCCAUCGUACACUCAUCCCAUACGAUCAGAGAGCAAUCCUUGAGCACGUGUCCCUUAUCACUGUUACGUGACACACCACAAACAGGCGUUUCGGCGCUCUCUAAAUCGAUGGGAAUUUUAAACAUGGCAUGUGCUGUCUUGCCACCCGGAAGCAGCGUGGCAACGAUUGACAACGACGCUACAGCAAUGGGAAUUUUGCCUUGCCUCCUGACCUCUACAAGUAUGCCAGUGGUAACAAAUGUUUUUCCUGUUCCACCAGGAGCAUCCAAGAAAUUUUUUUUAUCCUGGUUUGCCUUGCUCUGAAGAGAACAAAGCGACAUGGUCAUUUCGUAUGUGCGCUGUUGCUUAGCUGAGAGGGGGUAUUUUCGUCUUAACCAGGUCACGAUUGCAAUGGUGACCCUAAUUCAAAUUUAUUAAAAUUGCAACUUCAUACGCGUUAUGUAUCCUUUUUUGAGAAUACCACAGGAACCGCACAUUUAUCCGGGAUAUAAAAUAUCUGUAAAGUAUAUGCAUUCGAAAAGACAUUGCUCGUUCCCCAUACAU
Messenger RNA from Chilo suppressalis (striped riceborer), 1300 nucleotides. The record is from the annotation of a GenBank genome assembly. NCBI's taxonomy places the organism in Eukaryota, Metazoa, Arthropoda, Insecta, Lepidoptera, Crambidae.